AAAGGAGCUUUUGAGGUCGCCGGUUCGAAACCCGUUUUAAUAUUUUCCUUUUGUGUGCAGUGUAUUCUACAGCAGAGGCGGACAAUUCUUCGGAAAGGAAAAUGAUUGGGAGUGAAGAAUCUAUCUGCGUUGGAAUUAUCAAAGAGUGAAAGACAUAGAGUAAUGUUGAGUUUUGCUAAUGUUUACAGUCGCGGACAGAACAUGUCCGCUUUACUGUUAACAUGAUGAGGCUUGGUUAAGGUUGUUUGUUUGGCCGACGAGUAUGCCUGCAGUCAUUUAUGAAAUUAGACUACCGGUUGAUUUUUGAUUCUAUGCCCGAGGUGUUUGUCUUAUAACAAACCAAAUUUUGAGAAGCAGACGAAUUUAUAAUCAUAAUUAUCCGUCCACCAGAACGAAGCUGCAGGGCCGCAAGGUUGAUCUGGUUAACCUUGAUUCUAUUCGUCGUGCCACGGAGUCUAAGACUGUUUUGAUGUUAUGGUGCAGAUCUAGUUGCUUCAAGCCAUUGAUUUCAUAAGCAUGUCCAGAGCUUAAAUUUAACUGUUGGAGAGCUUAAAUCCAUUUACUAUAAGCAUGUCCAGAGUUUAAAUUUAACUGGUUCAGAGCUUAAUGAUAUAUAUGCUUGGUAUUUUAAGCUCUGGACGUUAAAUCUUGUUUCUUUCGGUCAAAAUGAGAUAUUCGCUCUCGAAGGUUUGACCGAGUCGAAGGAUUUUUCUGUUUGUGAUGCACGUAAGGGUAAUUACGAUCACUCGAAGUGUUUCGAGUGAGGGUCUGUGGACUGUCAUGGCAAAGGUGAGACACUGGCAUUUGUUGGCAAGUUUUGGCAAAGAGUUGCAUGAUUUUUUCUCCUAACAUCUUCUAUCAAAGAAUGAUUAAGCAUUUCUAAAGGUUUCAUAAUUCAUUUACGAGUUUCAAAUCACACUCACCUUUUCUCUAUUUUAAGGGAGGUGGUUGGAAAGCAAAUCUGCAGAACUCUGAUUGAAAAGGAUUUUUUCAUUCAAGUAUCAAAAUUUUUACUGGAAAAACAGGAUGCUCUCUAUGAAAUGGAGGCACAGAGGAUAUUCAUGCAGGCUAGGGGUCACAUGAGAUAAAAAUUAAAAUACAUGUAAAGAAGAUUUGAUUGGUUUUGCAGGAGAAAUGGAAAUCAUAAACUUGAAUACACAAGACUUCUGUAAGAUGUCACAUAAUGCAGCAGCAGGUUAGGGGAAGCAAUUCGUGCUGCUUGUAGAUAUCAAAAAUAGAAAAAAGCACAGUAUUUUCAAUUGAUUGGGAAAUUGAGAAAAGGUGCUCCCGUUGAACUGAAACUAUGCAGAUUAAACUGGGAGCAGAGCAUGGCCAGUGCAAGGUGGAGCCCAUUAGCAAAGAUGAAGAAAACAAAAAGUACAAACAACAAUUGUCUGAGAAAAACAAAUUACAGAAAACAAAUGUAUUUCGAGGUACUGUUGGGGGAGAUGGUCAUCAACCAGAGGUGGAUUUAGUUUUGAGAGGACAACUCCAACGAAAGGAACAUCAUCAACGUCUGAGAAUCUGCUGGGAGAGGAUCCUUCCACAGCGUUGUCUGAGGGUGCUGUUAGUGGAGGAUGACGAUUCAACUCGGCAAGUAGUAAGUGCACUACUGCAUCAUUGUGGUUACGAAGUUACUGCUGUUGUAAAUGAUAUGGAAGCAUGGGAGCUGCUAGAAAACCCAGGUAACCAUUUCAAUAUGGUCUUGGCAGAGGUGAUGAUUCCUUGUCUCUCAGGCAUUGGCCUUCUGAAAAAGAUCAUGGGCCACCAGAUUUAUAGGAACAUCCCUGUAAUUAUGAUGUCCUCACUUGAUUCUAUGAGUGUAAUUUUCAAAUGCCUGACUAUGGGUGCGGUGGACUUUCUCAUCAAACCUGUUAGGAAGAAUGAAUUAAAGAAUAUAUGGAAGCAUAUUUGGAAGAGAUGCCAGAAUGUAACUUCAAGUAUCAGUGUUUGUGGCAAUGGCCUCGAUAACCAAGAUAAAAAAUCUGUGGGGCUAGAACAAGCAUCUGGCUCUGGUAACAACACUUACAGUAAUGAGGAGAGUAACAAUGUGGUUGGUGCAAGAAAGUUCCAAAAGGGUAUGAGCCUUGAAGGGAGAAUCAAUGCUGGUAAUACAUGUACUGACAAAAUUGAGAUUACUGACAGUGACAAGGGAAGUGAUACACAAGCAGGGAAUGAAGAUCUUGAACAGGGUGAUGAGUACGAGCUUGACUGCAAUCAUAAUAAUACCAGCUCUUUCAACACUAUCAAGCCAAAGAAAGAUCAGUUUCAGAAAGAGUUUGCGUGCCUUGCUCAAACUUCUGGGGAUUGUAGUGAUCAAAAGAUAGAGGACUGUGAAAUGGGCAAGAAUGUAGAAUUUUCCUUCCCAAUAGAAACAUCAGCAGAUCCUCAACAUUUCAGGGAUAAGAAGAUGGUUUGUGACCAGAUAUGUGUGGAAAAGAAAGAUGUACUCUCAGAUGAUCAUGUGGAUCUUAAAAAAGAAAAUAAAAAUUUGACAACUUUUGGCAGCGAAUGUUCUGAGCCUUGCAGAGAGGCUAUUGACUUAAUAGGUUCCAUAGCUAGAAAAAAUGAGGAGAGAAAUGCAGAAGAGGAAACUUUUAGGACAAAGGAAGAAAAUGACAUUCAUGGGAAAGAUGAAACCAUAUCUGAUUCCAAUUUUUCACCAUUACUGGAGCUCACACUAAAGAGACCAGUUUCCAUUUCGGAAGCUAGUUUACCUGAAAAUUGUUGUGUCUUGAAACCUUCAGUUGCUUCAGCAUUCUCAAGGUACAACACAAAAUGUAGUCGCAUUGAACAUCCAUCGGGUGGCUCCUGUCCUCUCAAUACUCAUUCAUUGCCAAAAGAUUAUGAACAUAGUCACACUCUUUGUAUUCCAGGAACUCAACAGACAAUGUCACCACAUCGUGUGCUUCCAUUUGAGGGAGUGAACAGUUUAAAACGAAAUGCCAUUGAUGUGUCAAUACCUUCUGCCAGGCAACCACAGAUUUUAUGUAGGAGUAAUAAUCAAGAAGAUACGAGUACCACUGCUGGUUUUUCAGGCCAACAUAAUAUUCCAUUUAUGUUGCCAAGAAAAGAUGAGAUGGUGCCAGCUUUGUAUGCACCCUCUCAUAUGGAAAUGAUGAUGCCUGUUCCUAUAGUCUACAGUGCAAUUCCUGCUUAUUAUGGUCCUGCAUUUCAUGCUAUGAUCUAUUCUCGAUCUGGUGCACCGUCAAAAUUUCCAACAAAGGAUGAUGGAACACAGAGACAGGAUGAUUAUGACAUUUCCUUUUGUAACGAUAAACAGACUAUGCCUUCUGAGAAUUCUCAAUCAUCUCAACAUGGCAAUCAUCAUUAUCAUUAUCACAUUGAACAUCAUCAUCAUUGCUGUAACUCUCACAAAAAUCAAUGCCCGCAUCAACAUGCAAAACAAGAUGAACUAAGUUUAAAUAACUCAGCAAUGAUUGAAGCUCCAAUAAAUGGUUUGUCUAGCAUGGUUGAUAAUAAUAAUACACUUGAUGGCCGUCAUGGAGAAAUGGGGAGCAGUGGCACUGGAAGUGUGAAUAAAACUUCAUCCAUGACUAAAAAUCAGACAAAUGGGCAAAAUGAAGCCUAUGACCAUUAUAACCAUGUACUUCAAUACCAGUCUCAAGAACAUCAGCAUCCUAAAGUGGAUAAGCAGAUUGUGAAAGAAUCUAGAAUGACAGCUCUUGUGUGUAGUUCCUGCAACACUGUACAAAGUGGAAGUAGCAAUGGCAAUGAAAUCCUCAACACAAUUGAGCAUGGAAAUGACAAUAGGAUCAUUGAGAAAACUGACCAUGGUAAUGGACAAAGUAGUGCUACUGUCAACCCUGUGACAAAUGGAGAAAGUGGGGUUGUCAACGGGGUUACAAGUGGAGGUGGAGUGGACCAGAACCGAUCUGCUCAACGCGAGGCAGCACUGACAAAAUUUCGACUGAAGAGAAAAGAAAGAUGCUUUGAAAAGAAGGUUAGAUACCAAAGUAGGAAAAAGCUUGCUGAACAACGCCCAAGAGUCAAAGGUCAAUUUGUACGUCACUUAGUACAAGAAUCCGCAAAUGGGAGUGUAAAUUGAGAGACAAUCUUUGAAGUUAAAUUAUGCUUUCCAAUCAUAAACUCAUAUGCAAAGGAAACAGAAUUGGGUUGAGUAUAUUUAUCUUUGAUUUGUUAUUGCAAAGCAGUCUUUUCAUGGCAUUGACCUGUUUUGUCUCUGCAAAUGAUGCAAAUCUGUGGAUAUCUUAUCUAAAGAUCAACACAAUAUGCUUCUUUGAUUUGAGUUGGAUUCAUUGAUAGGGGUCCAUAUUAAUAUUGCAACAGUUCCCUUUGAUA
Molecule: messenger RNA, 4323 nt
Organism: Cryptomeria japonica (Japanese cedar)
Lineage: Eukaryota; Viridiplantae; Streptophyta; Pinopsida; Cupressales; Cupressaceae
Product: two-component response regulator-like PRR73
Exons: 9
Coding region: 1304-4069 (921 amino acids)
Biological process (GO): regulation of flower development; phosphorelay signal transduction system; cytokinin-activated signaling pathway
Cellular component (GO): nucleus
Molecular function (GO): protein binding
Source: RefSeq, a predicted model, not a curated record